AUGGGAUCCGCUCUGCUGCUCCACAAUCUGGACUUUCUUCUCAUCUCACUACUCAGCAGUUUAUGCCUGGUUUAUGCAGAUGAUGUGCUGACAAAAGAGGAACAGAUUGGCCUGUUGUUCAGAGCCAAGCGGAAGUGUGAGGGGAACAUCAAGACAAAGCACAAGAUUCCUGAUGGUUUCUGCUCACCAGAAUGGGACGGCAUUGUUUGUUGGCCCGAAGGGCCUCCAGGAAAGCUCAUAUCCACCGCCUGCCCAGAGUACAUCUACGAUUUCAACCAUAAAGGACUAGCAUACCGUCGGUGUGACAACAACGGAACGUGGGAGCAGGCCACAACCAACAAGACCUGGGCCAAUUAUAACGAAUGUGCAAAAUUCCUCUACCAUUACAACCACAGCCAUGAAAAGGAGGUCUUUCACCGUCUGUAUCUCAUCUACACUGUGGGAUACUCCAUCUCUCUGGGGUCACUCAUGGUGGCCGUCGUCAUCUUGGGAUAUUUCCGACGACUGCACUGCACCAGGAACUACAUCCACAUGCACCUAUUCGUGUCUUACAUGCUGAGGGCAAUAAGUAUUUUCGUGAAAGAUGUUGUCCUCUACUCUGGAUCAGCCUUAGAGAACAUGGAAAGAGUCACAGUGGAAGAUCUCAAGUCCAUCACUGAAGCGCCGCCAGCCAACAAAACACAGUUUAUUGGCUGCAAGGUGGUAGUGACCUUGUUCAUGUACUUCCUGGCAACCAAUUACUACUGGAUCCUCGUGGAGGGUCUGUACCUCCACAGCCUCAUCUUCAUGACCUUCUUCUCAGACAGAAAGUAUCUGUGGGGAUUUACUCUGAUUGGAUGGGGAGUGCCUGCUAUGUUUGUGACAGUUUGGGCAACUGUGAGAGCCACGUUUGCAGACACAGAGUGCUGGGACUUAAGUGCAGGCAAUUUGAAAUGGAUAUAUCAAGUGCCUAUUCUGGCAGCUGUAGUGGUUAAUUUUGUGUUAUUUCUGAACAUCAUCAGAGUCUUGGCAACUAAACUACGAGAAACAAAUGCUGGAAGGUGCGACACAAGACAACAGUACAGAAAACUGCUGAAGUCCACGCUGGUGCUGAUGCCGCUCUUCGGCGUCCACUACAUCAUUUUCAACGCCAUGCCGUACACAGAGGUGUCUGGAGUUCCCUGGCUGAUCCAGAUGCACUAUGAGAUGCUGUUCAACUCCUUCCAGGGAUUCUUAGUGGCAAUUAUAUACUGUUUUUGCAACGGAGAGGUGCAAGCUGAGAUCAAGAAGUCCUGGAGCAGGAGGAAUCUUGCCCUGGACUUCAAAAGAAAAGCUCGGAGCGGCAGUAACACUUACAGCUAUGGACCGAUGGUGUCACACACCAGCGUCACCAACGUCACGGCCAGAGGACCGCUGGCCCUCCACCUCACCACGAGGCUGGGGCCGGUGCCGGUCAACGGCCACCGGAACCUCCCCGGGUACGUGAAGAACGGCUCUGUGUCUGAGAACUCCAUACCUUCAUCGGGACAGGAGCUCCACAUCCCUGACGAGGAGCAUUCGGCUCACACUCGGCCCUGCGAGGACGAGAAGCCCUCACCUGUGGUGGAGGAGGAGAGGGAGACAGUCAUGUGA
Messenger RNA from Chelmon rostratus (copperband butterflyfish), 1611 nucleotides. It is a transcript of the gene pth1r, whose product is annotated as parathyroid hormone 1 receptor. Bases 1 to 1611 code for a protein of 536 amino acids. Gene Ontology annotation, molecular function: parathyroid hormone receptor activity; G protein-coupled peptide receptor activity; peptide hormone binding. The record is from RefSeq and is a predicted model, not a curated record. Gene Ontology annotation, cellular component: plasma membrane. Lineage: Eukaryota; Metazoa; Chordata; Actinopteri; Chaetodontiformes; Chaetodontidae. The transcript has 13 exons. Gene Ontology annotation, biological process: intracellular calcium ion homeostasis; adenylate cyclase-activating G protein-coupled receptor signaling pathway; cell surface receptor signaling pathway.